AUGAAUACCUCAGAGGUUGUAGUUUUGCCUUCUAAUGAUGGUGUGUCGUUGUCUGUGGAGCUCCGUUGGCGCAUUCAAUCAUCUGAAAUUGACGGAAUUUGGCGUUUGCACGAUGCCGCAUUUCCUGUAAAAUAUGAGUCUGAUUACUAUCAAUGGUUGCUUUCAGAUUCGUGCGUAGCUGUCGUUGCGUAUGCAACUCCAAAGAAUCUGUCAUCCAUUUUCAGUUGUAUGGAGUCUGGCGAUAAGAUGGAGAAGAGUACAUCUACUGAUGAUAAUAAUAAUGAUAAUGAUGAUAAUGAUGAUAGUAAAAAUGGUGACGGUACUCAUGAUGUGAAUAAUAGUGACUCUUCUACCUCGUAUUCCGUUGUAGUGGGGUUUUGUAUUGGACAACUUGCACACUGCCGUCAGCGCAAUGGACAACUUGUGCCAUCACCAACAGGUUACUUGGGUUCUUUUGCUGUGGAUGCGAGAUUGCGCUGCCGUGGCUUGGGAGAGUUACUACUAGAACGAUUUAUUUCCUACAUGUUUUUUCAUAUUCCAGUUCCACGCCAUUUAUUCCUGAAUAAUCCAGAAGAGACAUCAUCUGCAACGAAGACAACUAUAACAAUAGCGACGAUGAAAACUAGUGCGAUGAAUUGGUGGAUGUCGCUUCUAGAAAAGGUCACAUUGUAUAUAUUUGGAUAUCCUUUUGCUUUUGGAAAAACAACGUGUGGUGAGGAAAGGAAGGAAGAAUUAGUUUUGCGUGAGACUGAGCGUAGUGAUUUGUAUGUUUUACCCAACUUGCAUAAUAAUGGGAGUCAGCGUGGUGUAAAGGAAGUUUGGUUGCAUUGUUUGGCAGAAGAUACCAAAUUACUGUUAUACUACUUUAAACGGGGGUUUAGACGUGUUUUGGUAAUACCACAGUUCUACACGUUUGAUGGGGAAACCCAUGAUGGGAUGCUUCUCGUAUGUUCCCGUGAAAAUAUCCGUGAUUCCACUACUACUAUUACUGAUACUAGUAGUGGUACUAUUUUUGAGUUUAAGAGUGAAAUAAGUGGCCUUGGUAUGAGCAAUGCAAGCUCUUUAUCGGGGGUUAGAACCAGAAGAUGUUUUAUUACUGAGUCAGAGGAGGGAAGUAGUGGUGAUGUUGGUCGUGAUUCUUUGCCAUUCACAAUGUCUUCUACUGAUAGUGACAGAGAUAUUGUGGAUGUGGAUAUUACCGAUUCUUCAAAGUUGCGUGACGAGUGGUAUUCAAACAAUGGCGCCAGUAUGGCUAACUCGGAUUAUUUGCUAUUCUCUUCACAGGGUACUUUAUAUGUUAUGAAGGGAGUAUUUAUUUUAUUGGGCAUUGUAUGGAUCGUUUCACUUGGAUUUUAA
This is a messenger RNA of Trypanosoma theileri, 1356 nucleotides long. RefSeq names its product acetyltransferase. Gene Ontology annotation, molecular function: protein-N-terminal amino-acid acetyltransferase activity; histone acetyltransferase activity. NCBI's taxonomy places the organism in Eukaryota, Euglenozoa, Kinetoplastea, Trypanosomatida, Trypanosomatidae. Gene Ontology annotation, biological process: N-terminal peptidyl-methionine acetylation. Gene Ontology annotation, cellular component: Golgi membrane. The record is from RefSeq and is a predicted model, not a curated record. The transcript has a single exon. The coding region runs from base 1 to 1356 and encodes 451 amino acids.